Ostrinia nubilalis (European corn borer) is the source of this 1669-nucleotide messenger RNA. RefSeq names its product arabinose-proton symporter-like. Lineage: Eukaryota; Metazoa; Arthropoda; Insecta; Lepidoptera; Crambidae. Gene Ontology annotation, molecular function: transmembrane transporter activity. Gene Ontology annotation, biological process: transmembrane transport. The coding region runs from base 60 to 1583 and encodes 507 amino acids. The transcript has 10 exons. Gene Ontology annotation, cellular component: membrane. The record is from RefSeq and is a predicted model, not a curated record.
UAUCAGGCAGGAUAUAAUAUCUAGUUUAUACAAAAGCAUUGAAUCAAAAAGAAGACAGAAUGACAGAAGUAGAGAAAGCGCUCAAACAAUGUGGGUUUGGACUAUUCCACGUUCGCUUGCUGACCACCUCUUUCUUAGGGAUGCUGAGUAUAGUAUUCGUCAGCAGCACCACUGCCUUUCUGCUGCCUGAUGCUGAAUGCGAUCUCAAGAUGGAUCUGGCUCAGAAAGGGCUCUUGACUGCUAUCCCUUUCAUUGGCAUGGCCCUCACGUCAAUAUUUACUAGUUUCCUCUCCGAUGCAUUUGGGAGGAAGCAGUCCAUCCUCACGGGACUUGGAGGGAUGUUCAUAUUCACGUGUAUAUCAGCAUCCAGCCAGUCGUUCGAGAUGUUGCUGACUUCGAAAUUCUUCGAAGGUGUUCUAUACUCAACAUACUUAUGCUCAUCAAUAUCCCUGGUUUCGGAGUUUUGUCAUAGCGGUAUACGAGACCAAGUGCUGCUAUUCAAUAACAUGCAGUCAUGUUUGGGAAUGAUCGUGCUAUCCGCUAUGUCGUGGGCUAUUUUGCUAAACGAAUGGAAAUACACUUUCUUUGGAGGACGGUUUGUCCUACACACAUGGAACGUUUAUUUGUACGCCAUGUCACUUUUCACACUGACGGCCUUUAUAAUGUUCAUAUUUGUGCCGGAGAGCCCUCAUUAUCUUAUAUCUCAAAACAAAUACGCAGAGGUCAGAGACGUAUUAACUAGAAUCUACAGAGAGAACCAUAGAAACAGUGGGGAUAAGUUUCCAUUCAAAGAUUUAUGGAAAGAUACAAUAACGAAUCAAGAAACGAAACUAAAGAUAUCAAAAACAUCAUUCGCUAACAAACUGGUUACAAGUCUUCAUAAAGUGAAACAAAUAUUUAAGAAGCCCCUUGUGUUUUACCUUAUUACUAUGAUUGGAAUCAACAGUGCGAUGUUGAUAAUCUACGAUGUUUUGAGACUUUGGUUGCCUCAAAUAUGGACCAUAAUUGAACAUACCAGCUUUGAGACCGAUGAUGGACAAACUAGAGACAUUUGUCAACUGUUGGACUACUAUAAUAAUAAUAACAUGACGAUUUCUAAAAUUGAUAUUAAAAACACUACAACUGAAUGUAUUCCAAACAAAAGUGGAUACCAGACGUAUUUACUAAAUAUGAUGGUGAAUGGAGCGUCCUGCUUAUCAUUAAUUUUGUCCAGUAUACUGGUCAAAAGAUUGGGCAAGAAGAUAUUGAUAAUCACAGCGUCAGUGCUGGCUUUUGUAACCCUUGUAGUUUUGAGAUGGGCCAGUUCCAAAAUUGCAGUAAUAGUACUGCUUACUACAGUUAUUUCGGUUUCCAGUGCACUGGUAAAUUUGAACAGGAUCAUGGCGGUUGAAUAUUUUCCAACAUCGUCGAGAACCUUGGCAGUGGCUACAAUGAUGAUUUUUGGUCGAAUGGGUACAUUGUCAGGCAAUAUUGGGUUUCCUAUAUUGCUUAAAAUUGACAGUACUUUACCAUUUUACGUAAUGGACGCCGUUAUGUUUGGUGUCAUUAUGCUGUCGUUACUUCUGCCGUCGACGAAGAAAUGAUUCGCAAAUUGUCUUAAUUAUAUCUUAUUAAAACCUACUUAAGUGUUUGAUUUGUAUUAAAUGUUACUUAGGAACAUUUCUAAGCG